Molecule: messenger RNA, 1355 nt
Organism: Cyprinodon variegatus (sheepshead minnow)
Lineage: Eukaryota; Metazoa; Chordata; Actinopteri; Cyprinodontiformes; Cyprinodontidae
Product: vesicle transport protein SEC20-like
Exons: 6
Coding region: 11-697 (228 amino acids)
Biological process (GO): retrograde vesicle-mediated transport, Golgi to endoplasmic reticulum
Cellular component (GO): SNARE complex; endoplasmic reticulum
Molecular function (GO): SNAP receptor activity
Source: RefSeq, a predicted model, not a curated record
CGUCAGCAAUAUGGCGUCUCCAGAUGUCCACGUCCGAGUGUGUGAGCAAGAAAUACUCAAAUAUGAUUUGGAAAUCAAGGCUCUCAUCCAGGACAUCACAGAGUGCGACGGCCCUCAGAGCGAGCUGGAGGAAAUAAACGCAGAUGUGAAAAAACACUUUCAAAACCUCAGGUUAAGGAUUGAGGACUUUGAGCGCAUUGCAAUGGAGCAAGACAGAGAGUCGGACAAACAGGCCCUGCUUGGCCGAGUCGACGGACACAGAAAGCAGAUGCUGAGCAACCAGACGGCCUGGAGGAAAGCCAACCUGGCCAGCAAACUGUCCAUCGACAAAAUGGAGAAGCAGGCGCUGCUCAACGGGGCUGAUGGCGCCGUGAGACAGAGGAAGACGACCAAAGAGGGCCUCGCCCAAAACGCCAGCGACAUCACAGAGAAUCUGAUGAGCAUCAGCCGGAUGAUGGCGCAGCAGGUCCAGCAGAGUGAAGAAACCAUAACCACACUAGCAACGUCGUCGAGAACAAUCCAAGAGACAAACGAGGAGUUUAAAGCCAUGACUGGAACCAUUCAGCUGGGAAGGAAACUCAUCACCAAGUACAACCGCAGGGAGAUCACCGAUAAACUGCUCAUCUUCUUGGCGUUGGCUCUGUUCUUUGCAACCGUCCUGUACAUCCUCAAAAAGAGGCUCUUCCCUUUCUUAUAGGCCAGAAGGUCGCCAUCAGCUCCACACACAGGACCUUCCAAAGUCCAGAUUCCAUGCUGCUAAAUAUAAGGAUAAUCCUGCAUGUCAGCAGCUCCUCUAAAUGUUUAAUUUAUUGAGCUCUAUAUCUGUAACUGACUUAGAUUUAGAUCAGCAGCUCAUCUACGGAGGACCAGAAGAGUCAUUAGAAAAGAAAUGCAACCAUUUUGAAUUUUUUAUUAAAAUCAUAGAUCUCGAAAUCCAAUUUGAAAAGAGUUUUAUAAUUGUACAUUUUAAAUGAAUUAACUUAGAAGAAAUUAAUUGUAUUUAUUAAUAAAUUAUUUAAUACCACAAUCUGAAAAUAUAUUUUAAAUUAGAUUUAAUUUGAAUCUGAUUAUAUUUACCUUUCCUUAACUGACAUUUCCUUUUUGCUUUUUACAUUUUCCUAUUCACUUUCCAUUUUCAAAUCCUUUUUCUGUUUUAUUUUUUAUUUUUAUUUACUUGACCCUUUUUUUUUUACUUUAUUUAUGUGACCAAACUACAGUUUAUCAACAUUUUGGUUACAGCUUACAACCAAUUUAAUAACAGUUUAGUAACCGCUUGCUUACAGCUAUGUAACUGUUUAUUAACAAGUAAAGUUAAAUAAAGAAAUUGCAAAGUGAGACAGAAAAUUUAAAAAAGG